AUGGGAUGGAGGCCUUAUGGGGAAAGCGGUCUAAAAAGGCAGAAUUGCAAUCUAGGUUCUGCAAUUGUGGCUGGAUUACUGGCGUCACAGCAGUCGGAGACUCUGGUGAACCGCAUUUUGAUCUGCGUCCAGACAGCAUCUCAGCAAACGCGCGUUGCUACAAUGCUUCCCAAUAAGAACCGCCACCAUGUGCAAUAUGUGAUUGACAACCAUGUAGAGGGCGUGAGACAAGCGGAUGUGAUUAUUCUAACCUGUCCGCCCUCCCAGGCAUCUGUGGUUCUUGGGACUCAUGGAAUGGCCGCGUCUUUGACCGGAAAGCUGUUGAUCAGCAUGCUGGGUGGUGUCUCAUUGGACGAUAUCGAGCGGACUCUUUACGGAAGCAGCAAAGAUCGAGGGCCAGAAGGGCGAUGCCACAUCAUACGAGCAACGACCAACGUAGCUGCCGCCGUCGACGCCUCUGUCACCAUCAUUGGCGAAUGCUCCACGCCGAUGCCGGGUGAAACUCUCGCCUCCGCCGUGGCACUCCUGAAGACAAUCGGAAGCGUGGUUCACGUCAACGCCUCUCAAAUCCCAGCAGCAACGGCAUUAGGUGCAUCGGCGACGGCAUUCUUUGCACUAAUGCUUGCAGCGGCAAUUGACGGUGGCGUUGCGUUGGGACUCGGGCAUGACCAGGCUGUACAGAUUGCUGCUCAGACCAUGGCUGGUGCAGCGCAGUUGGCAUUAUCUGAGGCUCAUCCAGCUACUAUCCGCACACGUGUCACCACCCCAGGCGGCUCUACUGCGAGGGGCUUGGAGGUGCUGGAAGAAGGGGCUGUUCGGGGAAAGAUCAUUCGUGCUCUCAAGGAGACAGCUACUACCCAUCGCAUGUAA
Molecule: messenger RNA, 870 nt
Organism: Talaromyces stipitatus ATCC 10500
Lineage: Eukaryota; Fungi; Ascomycota; Eurotiomycetes; Eurotiales; Trichocomaceae
Product: pyrroline-5-carboxylate reductase, putative
Exons: 2
Coding region: 1-870 (289 amino acids)
Biological process (GO): L-proline biosynthetic process
Molecular function (GO): pyrroline-5-carboxylate reductase activity
Source: RefSeq, a predicted model, not a curated record